Molecule: messenger RNA, 729 nt
Organism: Mytilus trossulus (common blue mussel)
Lineage: Eukaryota; Metazoa; Mollusca; Bivalvia; Mytilida; Mytilidae
Exons: 4
Coding region: 1-690 (229 amino acids)
Source: RefSeq, a predicted model, not a curated record
AUGUGGAUUCCUCAAUGGACAACAUUAGCAGCAAUUACUGCAUCUUGUCAGGAGUUACACAAAUGUGACUGCAGAAAAACUUGUUCUGGUAGAUGCAAAUCAGAUGGACCUAAAGUUCGCCAGUGCGAAAAAGAUUAUAAUCGAUUUAAAGAAACCUGGCCAAAAAGACCAUCAUCAUCAACUGCCACAUGUGAGAGACCAUCCAAACAGGCAAAGAAAUCAUCUGCAGAAACAGCUGUUCCUGAACCAACACCAAAAGCACCUCCUUUACCAGCAGCUCCUUGGUUACUUACAAAACAGAAUGUUAAAUUAGCUGACAACAGAGCAAAGAGUGUUAAAUACCCUAAAGGCUUUGAUUAUACUCCUGCUGACCAUUUUACCAGAGCAUGGACACUGCGUACAAUGCAUGGCAAACAACAGUUCGUAACCAAGAAUAUUGCAGCAUGGUGUAUCAGAGGCCUCCUAGCAAAGCCACAAGAAGAAACCUUAUUCAAUUUAUUUGAAGUGAUCAAAAGACUGACACAACCAUCCUACACAACUGAGCAGCUUCAAGGACUUAUUGAAGACACAAGUACAGCAGUGGUGUUACUUGAAAGGGAUUUUCCUUUGACCUUGCAGAAUAUCACAACACACCUGCUACAUCAUAUCCCAGAGGGUUAUGAAGACUAUGGACCAUUGUAUGAUAGAUGACUUUAUCCUUUGGAACGAGCAAACAGUUGGGUGACCAGA